Spirodela intermedia is the source of this 231-nucleotide messenger RNA. The record is from the annotation of a GenBank genome assembly. Lineage: Eukaryota; Viridiplantae; Streptophyta; Magnoliopsida; Alismatales; Araceae.
AUGGCGAGGGGGAAGAUCAAGAUUAGGAAGAUAGACAACAAGACCGCGAGGCAGGUGACCUUCUCGAAGCGACGGAGGGGCCUGUUCAAGAAAGCGAAAGAGCUGGCCAUACUCUGUGAUGCCGAAGUGGGGUUGAUCAUCUUUUCCUCCAACGGCAAACUUUUCGAAUAUUCCAGCAACAGGUGCAGAUCCUUUCCUUUUAGGCCCUUUUCGAGCUCUCUCUGUGUCUGA